Molecule: messenger RNA, 1307 nt
Organism: Aplosporella prunicola CBS 121167
Lineage: Eukaryota; Fungi; Ascomycota; Dothideomycetes; Botryosphaeriales; Aplosporellaceae
Exons: 2
Coding region: 165-1205 (346 amino acids)
Source: RefSeq, a predicted model, not a curated record
CGCUGCAGGAAUGUCGUCCGAAUGGGGAAGUGAGCUUGUCGUUUUUGACAUCAUCCGCCGUCAUGACGCCCGCCAUUUUGGCUGUACUACUCUCUAUACAUAAACACUGAGGAGCUCCUUUGGAUCUGCUUGCCUGAGCUAACCAUACACCAUACACACUCACAAUGUCGUUCCUCACCGGUAACAAGUUCGAUCCCAACAAGGACAUCCCCGACCUCAAUGGCAAGGUCUACGUCGUCACUGGCGGCUCAGCCGGCAUUGGCUUCGGUAUCGUCGCCCAUCUCCUCCAGCACAACGCGGCCAAGAUCUACCUGCUCUCCAACAAGGAACAGCACGCCGAAGAAGCGCAAGAAGAGCUCAAGAAAUACGGCGACGUGAGCCGGGUCGAGUGGAAGAAGUGCAAUCUCGAGGACCUCAGUCAAGUCGACCAAGUAGCAAAAGAGCUGUCCAAGCUCGAGCAGCUGGACGGCCUAAUCUGCAACGCCGGGCUAGGCGUCGGCGUGUACAACGAGACGCGCGACGGCAUCGACUCGCACAUGCAAGUGAACCACAUCUCGCAGUUCCACCUGGUCAUGUGCGCGCUGCCGGUGCUGCAAAAGACGGCCAACUCGCGCCUGGUGCUGCAGUCGAGCGAGCUGCACCGCUCCAUCUCUGACGUGCAGUUUGCGUCGCUGGCCGAGCUGAACCGCGACAUCGGGCCCACCAAGCUCUACAACCGCACCAAGCUCGCCCAGGUCCUGUUCGUGCGCUCCCUCGCCCGCCACGCUGCCAAGGACGAGCUCGGCUUCACCGGCAACGGCACCGCUCACGGCCCCUGGAUUAACGCUACGCACCCUGGUGGCGUGAAGACGGAUCAGCAGGACCAGGCCGUCGAGGCCUACGGCACCCUCGGCAAGGUCGGCGUCGCGGCGAUACGCCCGUUCCUCAAGGACCCUAUCGACGAGGGCUGCCGUGCUGCGCUGUUUGCGGCUACGAGUGAGGAUGUCGUCAAGGAGAAGAUUCAGGGCCAGUAUAUUGUCCCUGAUCGCAAGGUCACGGAGCCUAGCAAGGAGGCCCAGGACGAGGCGUUGCAGGAGUGCUUGUGGAAGCUCACGGAGCACUUGCUGAUGGAGAAGGUGCCCGGUGGCUUGCCGUAUGGGCCGGUGCAUGUUGACAACUUGAUGUUUGAGGGCGGGCUGCAUGGGAAUAGGCAUACUGAUAACUGAGGGAGAUGAUAAUGGCGGUAGUUGUGGGUUGGGUUUAGGACUCUGGAGAGGGUGUUUGUAAGAUGUGCGGGUGGUAGGCGAGAAAAAAGGAUACCAUAGCCU